Molecule: messenger RNA, 1143 nt
Organism: Chenopodium quinoa (quinoa)
Lineage: Eukaryota; Viridiplantae; Streptophyta; Magnoliopsida; Caryophyllales; Amaranthaceae
Product: alpha carbonic anhydrase 7-like
Exons: 7
Coding region: 150-980 (276 amino acids)
Molecular function (GO): carbonate dehydratase activity; zinc ion binding
Source: RefSeq, a predicted model, not a curated record
CAACAUAAUAAUAUGAAGGUGCGCAGAUUGUACUACAUUUUUUAUUUUAAUACUGAAAUGGCAGGACUACAAGUAUUCUUAUUUAUUCUAUAAAUUCAAACAUAAGAACAUCUCAAAGAUUUGUACACUUAAUCUUUUAAAAUACAAAAAUGAAGUACCCUUCAAUGCUAAUAUCCUCUCUAAUCUUCUCCCUCCUCAUCUUGCUCGUCAUCGAAUCAACUAUCGCUCAAGAAGUUGAUGAUGAAACAGAAUUUGACUAUAUAAGAGGAAGUGAAAGAGGACCAGAUAAAUGGGGACACAUAAAGGAAGAAUGGGCGACUUGUAAAACGGGUAAAUUACAAUCGCCAAUUGAUUUAUUACAUCGGCGAGUUCAAGUAUUGCCCAGAUCUGAAGAAAUUGUCAAGUUUUAUAGGGCUGGUAAUGCUACCGUCAAAAACAGGGGACAUGAUAUUAUGAUUGAGUGGGAGGAUGGACACAGUACAAUUGAGAUGAAUGGCACUACUUAUAUCCUUAGGCAAUGCCAUUGGCACUCCCCAUCAGAGCAUACUAUUAAUGGCAUUAGGUUUGCUGCAGAGUUGCACUUGGUACAUCAAAGCUUAGAUAACAAGAUUGCUGUUAUUGGACUUCUUUACAAGCUUGGCAAGCCUAAUCUUUUCCUUACAAAGCUAAUGAAAAAACUGGAAUUAGUACCUCAUGCUCUAGACAAGACAAACGCCGGUGAAAUUAAUCCAGGUGAAAUAAAGUUUAGAGGAAAUAAGUAUUACAGAUACAUGGGAUCUUUAACCACUCCUCCUUGUACUGAAGGUGUCAUUUGGACUGUCGAUAAACGGGUUGCCACAAUUUCGGAACAUCAAGUAGCAAUGAUGCGAGAAGUUGUUCAUGACGAUGCGGAGAAAAAUGCAAGACCAGUGCAUCCAAAGAAUGGAAGGAAGAUUCGCCUUUAUACAACAACUAUCAAGAGCCAUAACGGAGAUAAUUAGGAGUAAAUUACCAUUAUUUUUUGGUACAAUAUUUUGUCAUAUUCGGUAUCCAAUUGUUGGGUGUACAUCUAUUGCGAGUAUUAAAAUUACAAAUUGUGCGAGGAUUUAACUCGGCAGAGCUUUCACUUAAACUUUAAAUAAAAAUAAAAUAGUGCAUUAUUUU